Messenger RNA from Plasmodium knowlesi strain H, 3291 nucleotides. RefSeq names its product conserved Plasmodium protein, unknown function. NCBI's taxonomy places the organism in Eukaryota, Apicomplexa, Aconoidasida, Haemosporida, Plasmodiidae. Bases 1 to 3291 code for a protein of 1096 amino acids. The record is from RefSeq and is a predicted model, not a curated record. The transcript has a single exon.
AUGAAGAAGUCGAUUGGGGCACAACUCACCCGCGAUUGGAAGAAGAAGGCUUGGAGAAAAAUCUCGCAAAAUAGGUAUGUCUCAACGAACUUUGAAUACAGCCCCACGAGUACAAUCUCCCGCUUUAAGGCCAUGCCCAUUGUGGAAAGGGAUUCAACAAAAUGGCAGAAAUCACCCCACCCUGUGAAGGCACAAGAGACAUUCCCCGAUAAUAACAACACAUUUUUCGAGUUAAUUAAAAAAAGUGCAAAAAAUAAAAAAGAAAAAAAUGAUCUUUCUCUUUGGAAUAAAUAUUGUAGAGAAGUAAAAAUAAGAGUGAGCGAAAAGAAUAUUAGCCCGCAGAUGAUUACGCUUUUUUUUACCUUCCUUUCACAGACGGAUUAUAAAAAUGAUCGCCUUAUCAGUGAGGUACUAAAUCGGUGCAUUUUGCGUCUUAGGGAAUUUGAUCUCGUGCACAUGUGUGCUCUGAUAAACGCCUUGGGGCGUAUGCACUUCCGGAGCGCCUACUUUUUGGACGAGGCGAAGAAGAAGUUGAUGGGAGAGGGGGACUCCUACUUUGAGCGUCACUCCCCUCACUACGUAUGUCUUUUGGUGAACAGUUUGGCCAAACUGCGCAGCGCGCCAGAAGGGGGUAACGAUGAUAGUAGCGGUGCUCACAACAGUAAUAUUAGCAGUAACUUUAGCAGUAACAUUAGCAGUAACAUUAGCAGUAACAUUAACAGUAACUUUAGCAGUAACUUUAGCAGUAACUUUAGCAGUAACUUUAGCAGUAACUUUAGCAGUAACCUUAACAGCAACCUUAACAGCAAUCGCAGCAGCAAUCGCAUGAGUGAACAUGGCGUGGUGGAAGAGGGCAAUGAUGCCACCGUCGUGGGCGUAGAGCGCAGCGGUGAUGAUGGCGACGCGCCCGAGGAACAGCUCCUGCCCCGAAUGGUCCAGCGAAUCCAGCACAGGCGCGCGGCCGAGUACAGCCUUCUGGGAAUGAGUCUCCUCCUUUUUAAUGUAUCCAAAUUGGGCCUACAAAAGUAUUACCAUCUUUUCAGUCAUUUUGAAGAACACAUAGUGAUGGUAAAAAAUGACUUAAACAUAAUCCAGCUGGUUAACAUAUUAACCGCAUAUGAAAAAACGUCGCUCUUAAGUUUGUCUUUCUUGGAUGAGCUUUUACACAGCCGAGUACUGCAAGGUGGGGAGAAGAAUGGAAAAUUGUGCGUUAACCAUUUGGCGAGACUACUAAAUGUUUCAUUUUCGUUUGUGCUGUAUACAAAGGAGAAGAAGAAUGUAGGACCAGGGGAAAGCGAUAUGUUACGAAGGAUAGGAAAACAAAGUGUUCAUAUGUUUACCCAGAUGUACAAAGAACUAGACAAAUGUAGGGGGAAGGACCUACCUUUCGUAUGCCUAACGUUAAGUAGAAACAAAAAACUCAUCAUAAGGAAGAAAGGGCGAAGUGGUAGUGGAGGGGAUUCUUCCCCCUAUUUUUCCUUCUCUCCCCCAGAGUGUGUACUCAUGAAGAUUUUUGAAAAAAUAACAACUGGGGUGAAAACAUAUAUUGACACGUACAACCAUAUACAGAUAUCUACCAUUCUUUACUGCUACGCAAGUUAUGAUAUCCGAGACAGGGCCCUUUUUGAUAUCAUCAAGUUGAGAUCCUUAAAAAUAUUUUCAACCUUUGGGCACAAGUCUUUUUCUUUUCUCUUUAAUGCAUUUAAACGUAUGAACAUAGAAGAUGUAGUUUUUGAAAAAUCGUGUCUUAGUAAAGUGGCACAGUUGAGUUCUUUUAGCUGCGUGGAAACGUUUUGGUUGAUCCUCUCUGCUUAUGCCUCUGUGAGGGAGGAGAGACAGAGGGAGGAACUUUCCCGUUUGAUGUUUUCAAAUUUCAGCAAUGUCAUCUUCAGAGCUUCCUCCUCUGUCGUUGCUUUGCCCAACGUGGGCCACCAUAUCAGUCGGCUGACGAAUCUCUUCACGAAAGUUCGCAAAAUUCCCCCGGCGGAGGUGCUGCAACUCUUGGUGAGUCAUUACCCAAAUUACGAGCACACCCUCUCAGCGGCCAGCUGCACAAGUCUCCUCACAUCAAUCUCCAACCUGUGCGCGACUCUGACCGCGAAGGAAGAGAAGGAAGGGAAGGAAGGGAAGCUAUCCUGGAAGAUUUACUAUCACUUCGUAAAUUCCUUAACGGAAAAGAUUCUUGCAGCUAGCGAUUUGUACAGAAACAAAGAUCUCUUAAUAAACUUCCUACAUGGGAGUGGGAAAAUAUUCCCUUCCUUCGCAAAAUGCACCACAGUGGAUGAGAAAAAAAUUUUCUACUUUGUUCAGAUUCUAAAAAUCGUUCUCCCUCAUUUGUAUCCCUUUAUUGAAGAAAUGAGCAUGGGGGAAAUUGCCGUUCUGGUGGAGUGUCUCAGCAAGGAGAAUUACUCCCGAGAGGCAAUGGAGGCGGUGGGUUUGAAGUUUGACGAUGUUGGGGGAGCGGUGUUGCGCAGGGUGAAGCGACUGCUGCGCGGAGGGGAAGAAACCGCAAAUGUGCAGGGGGAAAAUGUGCAGGAGGAAAACGCUCGGGCGGAAAAUGUGCAGGGGGAAAACGUGGAGACGGCUACCAUACGAAUCGCCAACGCAAUCACCGUCUGGAGGGGCCUGCUGAAUCUGGGACUGCACGACAAGGAGUUGUUCCAAUUGAUGGUCGAACGGUGCAUCCUGUCCUCGUCAUGCCUAUCGUCCAUCACAUCCUUGUCUCAAGCCAUACACUACGUGUACGUGUACAGCACGGCCACUGAGCCCAUUCCGAAGAAGCGACACAUAGAGCUAUUACGAUUUUUACUUAACACUGUACACAGGUUGAUGGUCAACGAGGGGCUGGCUCCUCUCAACUGCGGAGAGGAAGACGAUGAAAUCCCCCUCUCCGAAGAAAACUUAAAAAGAUUUACCAAUGAGCAUCUUUUGGAGAAGGCCCUCACAGGGUUAUGCGAAGCUCUUAUGAUAGUCUUGCCCCAUGUUUGCAAUAUAGGGGUGGAUGAAUCUGCGGAGUUCUCCCACACUUCCGAUAACAAACUUCAUUCCAUUGCGUUUCGACCCCUGAGCAGUUCUUCUUUGUUGCAAUUUUACCUGACCAUUUUGAAAAUAGCUGAACAAGUCAGGCAAAAAAAAAAAAAAAAUCAAUAUCACCCACAUCGCAGAGACGAGUUAAGUCACGUGGUGGAGGAGAUACAUCAGUGCGCGUUAGGCAUGCAGAUGCACAGCGUGUAUGUGAGGCUUCCCUCCUUCACAGUGAUGGUGUUGGAUGGUUCAACAUGUCCUUCUUAA